Vicia faba (fava bean) is the source of this 348-nucleotide messenger RNA. NCBI's taxonomy places the organism in Eukaryota, Viridiplantae, Streptophyta, Magnoliopsida, Fabales, Fabaceae. The record is from the annotation of a GenBank genome assembly.
AUGUUUUACAACCUUGCAGAUGCUCAAGGUAUUUGGGAUGCGGUGAAUACUAGGACUUCAACUUCAGCUUUAGAUGAGUGGGGCAGAAGUAGAAGUUCCAAUAUUCACCGUAAUCCAAAUACCUUAAGCAUCUACAAGCUGAGUAUUAGGACUUCAACUUCCCCUACCCUAGUUGUAGAAGCUUCUACUUAUAUGCGUGAGGUGGAUCUUCUUGUGGAUGUUGUGGCUAAUUUGACAGUGAGGAACCAAGGCUCUGGUUUUGACGAAUAUGGCCCAAAAGGAGGAACAAUAGUCCUCGGAUUGAGUUUUAUCCAAAAUGGACUCAGGUCGCUGAGGAUGGUGCUUUAG